Messenger RNA from Lotus japonicus, 2288 nucleotides. Its product is annotated as heat shock cognate 70 kDa protein 2-like. Gene Ontology annotation, molecular function: ATP-dependent protein folding chaperone; ATP binding; ATP hydrolysis activity. Gene Ontology annotation, cellular component: cytoplasm. Bases 125 to 2074 code for a protein of 649 amino acids. The record is from RefSeq and is a predicted model, not a curated record. The transcript has 2 exons. Lineage: Eukaryota; Viridiplantae; Streptophyta; Magnoliopsida; Fabales; Fabaceae. Gene Ontology annotation, biological process: protein refolding; cellular response to unfolded protein.
CACCUAUAUAAACCCACACAAACCCCCUUUGCUCUCUCAUUCUUAACCUAACCAUUCUUUCACUCUUCUCUGUUCUCUCUUCUUCGCCGCAACGCAACAACCCUAGCAACGUUCUCAGAUCACGAUGGCCGCGAAAGGAGAUGGUCCCGCUAUCGGAAUCGACCUCGGCACCACCUACUCCUGCGUCGGAGUAUGGCAGCACGACCGUGUCGAAAUCAUCGCCAACGACCAGGGUAACCGUACCACCCCCUCUUACGUCGGUUUCACUGAUUCCGAGCGUUUGAUCGGUGAUGCUGCUAAGAAUCAAGUCGCCAUGAACCCUGUCAACACCGUCUCCGAUGCCAAGAGGUUGAUUGGAAAGAGAUUCUCUGACGCUUCUGUUCAGAGUGACAUGAAGCUAUGGCCAUUCAAGGUUACUGCUGGACCUGCUGACAAGCCCAUGAUUGGUGUCACCUACAAGGGUGAGGAGAAGCAGUUUUCUGCUGAGGAGAUCUCCUCCAUGGUCCUCAUUAAGAUGCGUGAGAUUGCCGAGGCUUAUCUCGGUUCCACCGUGAAGAAUGCUGUUGUUACUGUGCCAGCUUACUUCAAUGACUCCCAGCGCCAGGCUACUAAGGAUGCUGGUGUCAUUGCUGGACUCAAUGUCAUGCGUAUCAUCAAUGAACCCACUGCUGCUGCAAUUGCUUAUGGUCUUGACAAGAAGGCAACCAGUGUUGGUGAGAAGAAUGUUUUGAUUUUUGACCUUGGUGGUGGUACUUUUGAUGUCUCUCUUCUUACUAUUGAAGAGGGUAUUUUUGAGGUUAAGGCCACUGCUGGAGACACCCAUCUUGGAGGUGAAGAUUUUGAUAAUAGGAUGGUGAACCAUUUUGUUCAGGAGUUCAAGAGGAAGAACAAGAAGGACAUUAGUGGGAACCCCAGGGCUUUGAGAAGGUUGAGAACCGCAUGUGAAAGGGCUAAGAGGACUCUCUCAUCCACUGCACAGACCACAAUUGAAAUUGACUCCUUGUAUGAAGGUGUUGAUUUUUACACCACAAUCACCCGUGCUAGAUUUGAGGAGCUCAACAUGGACCUCUUCAGGAAGUGUAUGGAGCCAGUUGAGAAGUGUUUGAGGGAUGCAAAGAUGGACAAGAACAGUGUCCAUGAUGUUGUUCUUGUUGGUGGGUCUACUAGGAUCCCCAAGGUGCAGUCUCUAUUGCAGGAUUUCUUCAACGGGAAGGAGCUUUGCAAGAGCAUCAACCCUGAUGAGGCUGUUGCUUAUGGAGCUGCUGUUCAGGCUGCUAUCUUGAGUGGUGAGGGUAAUGAGAAGGUUCAGGAUCUUCUGUUGUUGGAUGUUACUCCCCUUUCCCUGGGUUUGGAAACUGCCGGUGGUGUCAUGACUGUUCUCAUUCCAAGGAACACAACAAUCCCAACCAAGAAGGAGCAAGUUUUCUCAACUUACUCGGACAACCAACCUGGUGUCUUGAUCCAGGUGUACGAGGGUGAAAGAGCCAGAACCAGAGAUAACAACUUGUUGGGUAAAUUUGAGCUUUCCGGUAUUCCUCCAGCUCCAAGGGGAGUUCCUCAGAUCACUGUUUGCUUUGACAUUGAUGCGAACGGUAUCUUGAAUGUCUCUGCUGAGGACAAGACUACAGGGCAGAAGAACAAGAUCACUAUCACCAACGACAAGGGCAGGCUUUCAAAGGAGGAGAUCGAAAAGAUGGUGCAGGAGGCAGAGAAGUACAAGGCUGAGGAUGAGGAACAUAAGAAGAAGGUUGAUGCUAAGAACGCCUUGGAAAACUAUGCCUACAACAUGAGGAACACUAUCAAGGAUGAAAAGAUUGGGUCUAAGCUUUCUUCUGAUGAUAAGAAGAAGAUUGAAGAUGCAAUUGACCAAGCAAUCCAAUGGUUGGAGAGCAAUCAGCUGGCUGAGGCUGACGAGUUUGAAGACAAGAUGAAGGAGCUUGAGGGCCUUUGCAACCCAAUCAUUGCCAAGAUGUACCAGGAUGGAGGUGUUCCUGACAUGGCUGGUGGAAUGGAAGAAGAUGUGCCACCAUCUGCAGCCGGUGGUGCUGGCCCUAAGAUCGAAGAAGUCGAUUAAACUAUGUUGAUGUAUGAACCAUUUAAUUUCAGAACUUUUUUAGCUUUUUUUAUUUAUCUUGUUAAGAAUAUUGCCAAAAUUUUGAGGUCUUUCUGAUAUUGGCUGGCUUAUUCAUGAUUGUCAAAGCCGCUUCCUCUCUUUUUGCUUUUGGAUACUUUAUGCAGAUUUGAAGUGUCUGAAUUUUUUUGGGAAUGGAAGCAAUUAUAAUUGCCAA